Messenger RNA from Pomacea canaliculata, 3423 nucleotides. RefSeq lists its product as uncharacterized. Gene Ontology annotation, biological process: DNA integration. Gene Ontology annotation, molecular function: nucleic acid binding; zinc ion binding. The record is from RefSeq and is a predicted model, not a curated record. The coding region runs from base 1 to 3423 and encodes 1140 amino acids. Lineage: Eukaryota; Metazoa; Mollusca; Gastropoda; Architaenioglossa; Ampullariidae. The transcript is spliced from 4 exons.
AUGGGCAACGACGCAGAACGCAUUCUCACGUCGUUUGGUCUGGAUGCACGACAGCGGCAAGAAUACGACACUGUUCUGGAAAAAUUUGAUGAGUACUUUGUGCCAAAACGCAAUAUCAUCCAUGAGCGUGCACGAUUUCACGCCAGAAAUCAGAAACCGGACGAAAGUAUCGAAGAAUACGUUAGAGAUUUAUACGAGCUCGCUGCAAAGGCAGACGCAAGGCAAUAUGAGCAAGUGAAAGCACAGCUUUCUGACCAGCGUCGCACAAAUGUGGACGCAGUGCAAUUCAAGAAAAGUGCCUCUGGUGCUGCUCAGCAAGUACAUAGUCAGUGCAAAGGUGCAACUGGCAAUUCGCGCGGCUUCAGUGGUCGUCGUCGCGGUAGAGCAGAAAAGAGUGACUUUGCAUCGUCAGCAGUUAACGUGUCAAGCUGUACUCGUUGUGGCAGACGGCACGCUAGCACAUGUGUGUGCCCAGCUCAGGGAAGGAAGUGUAACAAGUGUGGUAGGCUUGGACACUUUGCUACAGUGUGCAGAACAAAGUUAGUGCAGGCACUUGAAGAAAAACAAGUCAAGGAACAUUUUGUAGGGACUUUGUGCAGUGACAGUAGAGAACCACCGUGGACAACUGUAUUACAGUUUGGCGGUUGUGAUGUCAAGUUCAAAAUUGACACAGGGCAGAUGUUUCUGUCAUUUCAUUUACACAGUACAAAAAAGUUGUCACCAUGUCCCAAGCUAUUGAAGACCAAUGUAGUGUUAAAGAGUGUAGGAGGAGUCCUGAAGUGUGAUGGACAGUUCAUUACUACAACAAGAAUUCAUGACCAGCUUCAUGUACUGAAAGUGUUUGUUGUGCAAGCAAUCACUGAAAAUCUGCUUAGUAGAGAAGCAGCAUCCAGAUUAGGUUUAGUGAAGAGGAUAGAGGCUGUCAAUGCCUUAUUUGGAAAACUUGACAAGACACCUGUGCAGUGUCCUCCAGUCAAAAUCAUCUUGAAAGAAAACAUUGAGCCAUACAGUGUUUAUGCAGAAAGGAGAAUACCAAUACCAUUGCUGGACAAGGUCAAGGAAGAAUUAAAAAGAAUGCAGGAAACAGGCAUUAUAGAGGAAAUAACAGAGCCAUCAGAUUGGUGCUCUCCCAUUGUGCCAGUAAUGAAGAAAUCAGUUUACAGCAAGCUGGAUGCAACAUCAGGUUUCUAUCAGAUUCCCCUUGAUCCAGAUUCUGCAAAACUUACUACAUUCAUCGCUCCAUGUGGGAGAUAUUUCUUCAAGAGAUUACCAUUUGGUAUUUCAUCAGCUCCAGAGAUUUUUCAGAGGACCAUGGAGACUAUCCUAAAGGAUGUACCCAACAUAAUCUGCUAUUUUGAUGAUAUCCUUGUUUAUAGUGAGAAUGAACAAGCUCACGAGAAGCAUCUUGAGAGAGUCAUGAAAACACUUGCCAGUGCUAACCUGAAACUCAACUAUGAGAAAUGUGAGCUCAGGAAGCAUGAGAUUGAAUUUUUGGGUCAUAGAAUCAGCAAGAAUGGAAUUUCACCAGACCCAGGAAAGGUUGAAGCAAUAAUUGCCAUGCCAGAUCCAACUAAUGUACCCGAGUUGAGGAGGAUGCUGGGUAUGUGCAACUUCUUAGGGCGGUAUUUGCCAAGUCUGUCUACAAUACUUCAGCCAUUGACGCAACUGCUGGGGAAGGAUCGAGAGUGGAAUUGGGGCUCAAUGCAAGUCAAAGCAAUGGCAGAUGUGAAGAAACUGCUUACUUCAGCACCAACACUAGCAUUCUACGAUCCGGCAAAGCUUACAAUUGUCAGCUCAGAUGCCAGUAGUUAUGGCAUUGGUGGCGUGUUGCUACAGCAGCAUCCUGAAGGUCUCAAAGCUGUGGCAUAUUGUUCAAGAACAUUGACUGCUAGUGAGUGCAGAUAUGCACAGAUAGAGAAAGAAACACUUGCAGCAGUCUGGGCUUGUGAAAAGUUCAGCAGAUACCUGAUUGGUCUUGACAAUGUUCGACUACAGACUGAUCACAAACCUAUUGUGCCACUAAUCAACAAUCGUGACUUGCAAGAUACUCCUAUCAGAUGCCAACGCAUGUUGAUGCGUCUCAUGAGAUUCAGCAUCACAGCAGAGCUGGCCAAAUACAUUACAGAUGUAGAAGAUAAUCUUCGUGACUAUUAUGCAGUGCGCAUGGAACUUAGUGUGCACAAUGGUCUCCUUACCAGAGGAACACGCAUUGUUGUGCCAGCACCACUUCAUGAUGAUAUCCUGAAGAGGAUACAUGAAGGUCAUUUAGGGAUCACCAAGUGCAGAGAUAGAGCAAAGGCAGCAGUUUGGUGGCCAGGUAUUAAUGGCAGGAUUAAAAGAAUUGUUGAAGAAUGCAGACAUUGCCAGGAGAAGAAACCGACACAGAGCAAGGAACCUUUGAUACCAACAGAAUUACCACAACGUGUAUUCCAGAAGUGUGCAGCAGAUUUGCUGGAAUUCAAAGGACAAUCAUACCUUGUGUUUGUAGAUUAUUAUUCGCGCUUUAUUGAUCUUGCGCACAUCAAGAUUAGUACAUCAGCAGAAGUUAUCAAACUUCUGAAGAGCAUGUUUGCACGCCAAGGAAUCCCAGAGAUUCUUGUUACAGACAAUGGAAGGCAAUUCACAUCUAGGGAGUUCCAGGAAUUUGCAGUAAAGUGGGGAUUUCAACAUGUUACAACAAGUCCACACUAUCCACAAGGUAAUGGAGAGGCUGAAAGAGCAGUUCAAAUUGCCAAAAAGAUUCUGCAGCAAGAUGAACCUGAAUUAGCUCUAUUGAUAUACAGAGACACUACUAUUUCUGCUACAGGAUAUAGUCCAGCAGAAUUAGCCUGUGGAAGAAAACUGAGAACUACAUUACCUACAUUGCCUGAGAACCUUGAGUCAAAGACAUUUGAUAAAACAGCUGUAACAGCGAGCGAUGCAAAAGCAAAGCAGUCUUACAAGAACUGUUUUGACAAGCGUCAUGGAGCGCGACCGCUUGACGAACUGCUUCCAGGCGACACUGUAUUGCAGAAGCUAGAUGGUGAGAAGCACUGGAGAAGUCCAGCAGUCAUUCUGCAGCAGUGUGCUCCAAGGUCAUACAUUGUACAAACUCCAAGAGGUAGUUUGCGACGCAACAGACGUCAUCUCAGAAGAUCAAGAAACUUCGAGCCGGAGCAGUCCAGUUCCAGACCCAGUCCUGUCCAAAAUGACUUUUCCCUGUAUACUUCCCAAGUCCCAGUGACAGGUGAACCAGAGACAGCGCUUCAUGUCAGCGAUCCGAUUCAGUGUCCAGAAUCGACGUCUAGUAAAGGUGGUCCUGCUACAGAAGCCAGACAUAGUGCUACUCCAGAUCCAGGAGAUUCCCAUUCCAGUAGCAGCUCUACACAUAGAAUGACUCGUAGCGGCAGAAUAAUCACCCUGCCCGCACGUUAUAAAGACUGA